Molecule: messenger RNA, 3711 nt
Organism: Tetranychus urticae (two-spotted spider mite)
Lineage: Eukaryota; Metazoa; Arthropoda; Arachnida; Trombidiformes; Tetranychidae
Product: bestrophin-1-like
Molecular function (GO): chloride channel activity
Source: RefSeq, a predicted model, not a curated record
UGGACAUGGAAAAUGUGGUGAAAUUGGAAAGAUGUUAAAUCCAAAGUAUAUAUAAAUCUUUUUCUCUAUCAAUGAAAAAAGUCUCUCAGCUGUAAUAUCCUUCAACAUCUUAUUCCCAUUGAAAAGAAGCGUCACAUUUGAUUCACCUUUGCUCUCAAAUUCAUCUCGAUUACCUUCAAUAUCGUCCUUUGAUGUGAGAUCUUAAUCCUUUUUUAUUCUUACCCUUUCACCUUUUAACCACAACCUCCUAGUCUAGGCUUUUAUUCAAGUUAUAUAAUUAAUCUGAAGUCGUUCCUUCUAUUUAUCAAAACCAAUGGAAGUAAAAUGAAUUGAUCAAAAACAACAAAACUUCAAGCCAAGUGAUAAUGUUAACCUCAAUGUGAACAUGAAAACCAGAAAAGUGCUUUUAUAGUCUAACCAUUUGGUUUUUGUUUAAUAUUCCAGUUGUUUAUAUUUCUAUUGGUCUACUUAUUAUCGACUUGAUGAUUACCAACUGACUCAAUCUCAUCAUUUUUGUGCUACAAAACCAACUCUCAUUGUUAUUAAUCUGGAAAAGGGAAUUUUGGGUUAAAAGGGAAUAAAAAGUGUCUUUACAAUGUCAAUCUAUUUUCAUAUUGGGACACUUUUCACUUCUCUUAUUUAAUCCAAUUUUUCCCUUCAAUAUACACAAAUUUAUUGAUUACAAUUUUGUCUUUAUUCAAUCUUCCCAUCUAAUAUUACCGUAACAAACAAAUCAAUUUAUAAGUUUACAAGGAAAGAGUCCAUCAAGUGAACACAUAAAGUAAUAACAUCAAAAAUCUCAUCUCUAAUUGAAUGAGCAAUACUAAUCAUGACUAUAACCUAUUCACUAUCCGUUGCAAAUGCUCGUCUUACUGGUUUCAGUCGGUUACUGUUGAGAUGGAAAGGUUCAAUUUAUAAGCUUCUCUAUCGUGAAAUAGCAAUAUUUUGUGCUGCCUACUAUGGACUCAGCGGUACUUAUCGAUAUCUACUUUCUGAUUCCCAGCGAACACUUUUUGAAAAAUUAUCUUUAUAUUGUGAAGCUUUUACACAUUACAUUCCACUUUCAUUUGUCCUCGGUUUUUAUGUUACUUUGGUUGUUGGACGCUGGUGGCAGCAAUAUAUGCAAAUACCCUGGCCUGAUAAAAGCUUAAUGCUGAUCGCAGGCCACAUCCAUGGUACAGAUGAAAGAGGUCGAAUGAUAAGACGAACCUUAGCUCGCUACUUAUUACUAAUGCAAGUGUUUACCUGUCAGGCUGUUUCAAUUGCCAUUUUCAAGCGAUUCCCAACUCUUGAUCACAUUGAAGAUGCUGGAUUCAUUACACCAGAAGAGCGUGAAGCUUACGAACGAGUUCCAAGUGAUCAUGGUAAAUGGUGGGUUCCAGCUCAAUGGUUUUCAACAUUGGCCAUUAAAGCACGUAAAGAGGGUCGCAUAAAACAUGACAUUUUCCUGUAUCAAAUAUUAGAGGAACUUCAUAUUCAAAGAGGCUAUUGUGGAAUGAUGUUUGCUUACGAUUGGAUCUCAAUCCCUUUGGUUUACACACAGACAGUGACCAUAGCAACUUACACUUAUUUUCUGGCUACUUUAAUGGGUCGUCAAUAUCUUGAUCCAUCAAAAGGUUACCAAGGUCAUGAGGUUGACCUUUACGUUCCUGUUUUCACAGUUCUCGAGUUUUUCUUUUUCAUGGGUUGGUUAAAGGUUGCUGAACAGCUGAUUAAUGGCUAUGGAGAGGAUGACGAUGAUUUUGAUCUUCAUUGGUGCCUUGAAAGAAACACGGUUCUCUCUUAUCAUAUUGUUGACAAUAUGUAUUCAAAUAAUCCAAGAUUGACAAGAGACAAAUUCUGGGAUGAUCCAAAGCCUGUCUUACCUCACACUAAAUCAUCAUUAUACUUUAGAAGAGCACCUUUCCUGGGUUCAGCAAUGAAUUUAAACCUUGACCCUGAAGAGGUUGAAAUAGUGACAAUGCCUCCAAUCGACGAGGAAGAGGUCGACCAAAUGUAUACCUCGACUCCAGCUUCACCCAACUUGGUUGAGGCUGAAGGCAAUGAAGGUAAUACUGGACGUACAAACGAACAGGGGAAAAAUGAAAAGGACAACAAAGAAGAAGUUUCAUCAAGGCAUCGAUUUCUUCCCAGUUUACGUCCACCUGGCAUGAGAAUUGGUCAAUCGUGUGAUAACGUCUCUAAAGGUCCAUUUAAUAGACCUGCGCAUAGUGAGAAAGGUGGCUUUCUUUCCAUUUUUCCUCCCUUUUUACUGGAAACACCGCCACAGAAACGUAAUCGAACCAUUUCGCUUGCUGAAUCUAUGAAUCGUAAUUGUAUUAAUAUGCAUGAAAUGGCUGGACGAACUGGUCGAACAGGAGGAGGAACCGAUACUCCAGUUAAUAAUUACCAUUCAGCUCGAGUUGGUCUUCCAGUUGUACAUAGUGAUAUUGGUGUUCGAAUGGGCGUUUUAGGUUCAACUGGAUUAUCGUAUCCUGGUAAUAAUGAACUAAAUGGACCGUCAAGUGCCAGUGGUUUAAUGUUUCGUCCUUCACCCACAAUCGAUACCAUUUCACGUAAAGACUCAGGUUCAAUUGAUAUUAGGUCUAUGAAUGAUGAAGACUUUAAUGGGUCCAGUAAUGCAAUUUCAGCGUCUUCAUCACGUUAUCGUUUAGCUUCAAUUGAGGCCAAAGAAAACGCUCGUUUUAAUCAAAGUUUCCUCAAUGGACCGAAAACGCCAGUCAAUGCAUAUUUUCCAAGCCAUUUAAGUUUACCCAUUCAACCUGAUUCGCCUGAACUUGAGCAAGUGGUCAAUAAAUUGUCUGAAAUAACUUCAGCAUUGCCAAGUAUUGAACCAGGUUCACCUACAUCAGUCAAUGAAAUUUCCCGACGCAAUUCAAAAGUUCACUCUGUUGCUGAAGAAACUGAGCUUGAUGAAGAUGAAAAGGAUAUCGAUGAUGAAACUACAAUUCGAGCUAAAAUAAUUGACAAGGAAUCGGCAAAAAAUAAUGAUAAUUCUGGAAACAAUCGAUUAACAAUUGAUUCAGGUUCAUCAUCUGAUUCUACUUCGUCUCAAGACAGUUUCUCUCCCUUUGCAUCCAAUGAAGGAACAGUAACAAGUAUGACGGAAUUACUUGCUUUAGAGAAAAAGAUGGAACAGAAGGAAAAAUAUUGAUUAAUUUAUUAAUUGUAAAUAGUUUUGUUGAAUUUCCAAAGAGUCAUAAUGAUUUACAAUUUUUCUUCAAUUAUAUGGUUAAAAUCCUUGAGAAAUUAGGAUUUUCAAAGUGAUAAAUUGCCUCUAAAGCCAUUUAACUUUUUUAAUGAAUUAACCUAAAGCUAUUCACCAAAUUUAACAUUUAAUUCCACCGCCGUCAUCAUCAUGUUUUCAUUGUUAUAUGAUCACAUUCACUGCAAUUACUUUGGGCUCGUCUGUUAGAUCAAUUUUAAUCAACAAACGGGAACAUGCGAUUAAAUUUUGUUUUGUUUUUUGGAUCUUCUUCAAAAGAAACUCUCAAUCCAAGAAACAUCUUGUAAAUUCAUCAAAUCAAAUAUUAUUCCCAUCAUUGUACAUAAAUUUGUCAUUCAUCAUCAUUGUUUAAAUCAUUAAUCAAUUUUUAACUCAAUUGCCAAUCGAACUUUAUUCGAGUCAUUAAAUCUUGAAAAUGCUACUCAAAACGUCCAAGCAUUCCAAUCAUUGCAAUAUUGUUGGCAAUAAAAAUAGUCAUUUAUCUU